AUGAAGUUGAUUGUUGCAGUAGGUUUGCUCUGUCUGGUGGCAGUGUAUGGACGGGAACUUGGAGAAGAUGAAAAGGAUCUCGUAGCAGCGGCGAGCGACAAAGGCCACCACCACGAAUCUGGUGGCGGCAAGGAGCACCAUCACCAUCACCACCACGACCACGGAGAUAAGGGACACAAGGGCCACAAAGGUCACCAUCAUCACCACAAAGGAGAACACGGUGAACACGGCAAACACCAUCACGGUGAACAUCACCACGAGCACGGCGACCACCACAAGAAGCACUGGCAUGAGGAUGAUCAUCACGGUCAUCACCACGAAGCCGGACACCACCAUAAAGGUGGCAAACACGGCCACCACAAGCAUCACGACAAAGGAGAGAAAACCGACGGCUACCACAAGAAAUACCAUAAGGAUCACUUCCACAAGGACCAUCACUUCUACGAUGACCAUCAUCAUGAAGGCAAGCACCACAAGCACGGGCAUCACGAUGGACAUCACGAAAAGCACGGCGGGCACCACAAGAAAGGAGGACACCAUGAUCAUGGUCAUCAUGAGCAUCAUCACGGUAAACACGGUCAUCAUGACAAGCAUCAUCACGAUGAAAAGCAUCACGGCCACAAGGGUCAUCACGGUCAUGAAGAACAUCAUCAUGGUCAUCACGACCAUGGCAAAAAGGGUGGUCAUAAGGACCAUAAGGAAUGGGGCUUCCAUCAUGGCAAGCAUUGA
Molecule: messenger RNA, 729 nt
Organism: Pararge aegeria (speckled wood butterfly)
Lineage: Eukaryota; Metazoa; Arthropoda; Insecta; Lepidoptera; Nymphalidae
Product: histidine-rich glycoprotein-like
Exons: 1
Coding region: 1-729 (242 amino acids)
Source: RefSeq, a predicted model, not a curated record